Molecule: messenger RNA, 1242 nt
Organism: Penicillium vulpinum
Lineage: Eukaryota; Fungi; Ascomycota; Eurotiomycetes; Eurotiales; Aspergillaceae
Product: phosphatidylinositol-specific phospholipase C/glycerophosphodiester phosphodiesterase family protein
Exons: 2
Coding region: 1-1242 (413 amino acids)
Biological process (GO): lipid metabolic process
Molecular function (GO): phosphoric diester hydrolase activity
Source: RefSeq, a predicted model, not a curated record
AUGACAUUUCAUCCAUCUACUCUGGAGUCCAUCCCAGAGAAUGAAGCCAUUUUCUUGGUCUCUGACAAAAUGAUGGUAUCGAAACCUUACACAAAACCAAGAUCCUCUUUUUCAGUUUGGAAAUGCUCCCACCCGGACUGCAUUGCAAAUCCAUGCUCCAAGAGAGCCAUUUUCUGUCGGGGAGUGCAGCGACCUCUCUGGGCACUGAUUUUUGUUAUCUCCACACUUGAAACCCCCGUGCCUGAGCUAACAAUGUCUCACUUUAGUGGCAUCACCAAUCUUCUCACCGUUGCAUGGCAAUCCAUCGUUUAUCUCAUUCGACCGGAUCUUGCGUUGGAUUUUAUCCCCAGUCAACGUCCCUCUAGGUUUUCCGAUUGGACCACCCACGGUGUCAACCCCAUACCAUGCCACUCGCACAAUGACUACUGGCGCCGUGUCCCACUACACUCGGCACUUCGUGCCGGAUGCAUCAGCGUCGAGGUUGACGUCUGGCCAUGGGAAAAUGAGAUUCUAGUCGGUCAUUCACGUUACACGGUCCUCCGGGGAACACUGCAGAGCCUCUAUCUUGACCCGUUGCUGAAGAUGCUCGACACACACAAUGCACCUCCUCGCAACUGGCCGAAAACCAUGAGCCAGGAGAUGGUCGGGCUGUUUUCCAAUGACCCAAGGCAGACUCUGACCUUGCUGAUUGAUUUCAAAACCGAGGGUGAUCGGACCUGGCCUAUUCUUCUCGAACAGCUGGACUCGUUGCGUGAAAAGGGUUACCUCACUCACUUCAAUGGCUCUGAUGUUAUAUACGGCCCAAUCACUGUUGUCGCCAGUGGAGACGCUCCUUUUAACUUGAUGUUGGAAAACGCGACCUACCGCGACGUCUUCUACGAUGCACCUCUUAGCGACUUGGCAUUUCCUACCGAAGUAACAGCAGAUGACAAAAAACCAAGGUAUUCCACUUAUAAUCCAUCCAACAGCUAUUAUGCAUCCGCAGACUUCCGCAAGGCUAUUGGGUCUCUCUCUCUUGGCCGUCUGUCAGAUGCUCAGCUCGCUGUUCUUCGGAGUCAAGUACAUGCAGCUCAUAAGGCAGGGUUAAAGGUACGAUAUUGGGGAACUCCCACCUGGCCAGUUGGAUUGCGGAACUAUAUCUGGAGUGUACUUGUGCGCGAGGGUGUGGAUGUGAUAAAUACAGAUGAUUUGCGCGGUGCAACUAAGCAGGACUGGAAGUCUCACCACUGGUGGAAUUGGUAG